AGUAGUGUAUGUGACUGUGUAUGGUCAGCAUUUUUUUAAAAAAUCAUGUUUACUUACUAAUUUAAAUGCACAGACCUUACUUUCAAAGGAAAUGGUGACAAAAGGCCAACACCAGAGGGCGAAAAUUUGCUUCUUUGUGAAUCCAUGAGGUGGCAUUUGGCGCACUUGGGCGCAUUUAUCACACUUGGGGAAGCUCUUAAAGUGCAAGCCUUCAUUAAGCAAAAUCAAAUCAAAUAAAAUAAAAAUAAGCACUGUGUAUUAGAACUAUAAACACGGAAAUGUUUUGUAAAGAUGUCACUUUAUUUCCAGAAUUUCAUUUUAUGCCGUGUUCAGUUGCUAUACAGCAGCUAGGAUUUUACCACAAUAGUCUCUGGAAAAGUGCGCACUUUCCCAUUGAUUAUGCAUUUACACUUCUUAUGAUUUUGCACCAUCAGUUAAGGCCACGCCCAAAUGUCGCGUUAUUCAGGCAAGUACCCAAUCAGCUCUCAGCUCUCUAACCACUCUUGAAUUGUUUACCUAUGACGCAAGAGAUGGACCGUGACAGAGGACAGGCGGGUCCGCGCAGCCACGCACUGCUUGGGUCAUUCUGUCACGAGCGCGCUGACGUUGGAUAAUUAAGACAUGCAAUUAAGGGCACUACAGAUUCUUGCAUGGUAUUUUUGGAGGGCAUCUCUGCACUAAUUAACAAUGUUCGUCCAGUUGGGGUUUUAUUUUUUAAACUUCCUGCUUAUCACCAAUUUAUCCAUGUGUGUAGAAAUCGAUUUUUGCGAACUUGUGCAACUUGGCAGCGCAGCCAGUGAGAACGGGGAGAUAAGAACGGAUAGCAGCAUGGUUUUUCAAAUGAACGCUUUUAAACAGCUCUUCCAGCUGAACGUCGUACCUGACUCCAGUUUUCUCGCACCUGACAUCGCGUAUGAGAGACAUACAGGAGCAGUAUCCUCUCUGCACCGCUGCUUCUACUCCGGGGAUGUGAACUCGGACCCUUCCUCCUCCGCGGCUCUCAGUGUGUGUGGAGGAGUGCGCGGCGCGUUUUCUUAUAACGGUAUGGAAUACGAUUUCCAGGUCAGAGGGAAUGAGACCGUUGAUGGAUUUCCCUCAAGCGCUGGAAAGACGCACAUUAUACGCCGCCGGACUCACUAUAAUGUCACUUCAAGAUGUGGAGUAACAUCUGGAAUGAACCCAGGCACUGCAGAAUCACUGCAAAUGCGCGAGCGCGUAAAGACGCACGCAGAAAUACGAACCAAGGCUGCUCUGAAAGGCACAAACAGGACCAAAAGGUUCGUUUCUCUGCCCAGGUAUGUGGAGGUGUUGAUUGUAGCUGACGAGUCCAUGGCCAAGUUCCAUGGGGACGACCUGAGACAUUAUCUUUUGACUCUUAUGGCUGUUGCUGCCAAGCUGUACCGGCACCCCAGCAUCAUGAACCUCAUCAACAUUGUAGUAGUGGAUGUGCUGGUGAUUUAUGAGCCUGAGGAAGGACCCAAAAUCUCCAGCAAUGCUGCUGUCACACUGCGCAACUUCUGCACCUGGCAGAGAAGGUUGAACAAGGCGAAUGACAAACACCCCGAGUACUGGGACACUGCUAUUCUGUUCACAAAGCAGGACUUGUGUGGGGCUACCACCUGUGACACCCUGGGCAUGGCUGAUGUUGGAACCAUGUGCGAUCCCAAAAGAAGCUGUUCAGUUAUUGAGGAUGAUGGUCUACCUUCAGCCUUCACCACAGCACAUGAAUUAGGCCAUGUCCUCAAUAUGCCACAUGACAAUGUGAAGGCCUGUGAGAUGUUUGGGAAACUAAAGGACAACCACAUGAUGUCCCCUACCCUCAUCCAGAUUGAUCGCAACAGUCCCUGGUCCAGCUGCAGUGCAGCCAUUGUGACCAACUUCCUGGAUGCCGGCCAUGGUGACUGUCUACUGGACAAGCCCCAGAAAGUGCUUGUGCUACCAGAUGAUCCUCCGGGAACUGCCUACAGCCUCAGCCGACAAUGUGAGUUCGCAUUCGGCUCUGGGUCAAAGCCCUGCCCGUACAUGCAAGCCUGCUCAAAGCUGUGGUGUACAGGAAAGGCCAGGGGACAUCUGGUGUGCCAGACUCGCCACUUCCCCUGGGCUGAUGGCACCAGCUGUGGUAACAACAGGAUAUGCUACAGGGGUGCUUGCACUAAUAGGAACACCACAAUUAAACUCACGGUAGAUGGACAGUGGGCUAAAUGGGGAGCAUAUGGAUCUUGCUCUCGAACAUGUGGCGGAGGAGUUCAGUUGGCAAAAAGGGAGUGCAGUAGCCCUGUUCCAGAGAAUGGGGGCAAAUACUGCCAAGGCCUGCGUGUAAAAUAUCGCUCCUGCAGUCUGGAGCCAUGCAAAUAUUCAGGCAAAAGUUUUCGUGAGGAGCAGUGCGAGUCUUUCAAUAACUUCAGCCUCAACACCAACAGACUUGGACCCUCUGUGACAUGGAUCCCUAAAUACUCUGGAGUUUCUCCAAAAGACAGAUGCAAGCUUAUCUGCAGAGCCAGUGGCACAGGAUACUUUUACGUACUUGCUCCAAAGGUUGUGGAUGGAACGCUCUGCUCCCCAGAUACUUCAGCAGUCUGUGUUCAAGGAAAGUGCAUUAAAGCAGGUUGUGAUGGAAAGCUGAGCUCAAACUUAAAGUUUGACAAGUGUGGAGUGUGUGGAGGGAACAACCAGUACUGCCAAAAAUUCUCUGGAGUGUUCACCAAACCUGUACACGGAUAUAACUUUGUGAUCACUCUACCAGUUGGAGCCUCAAAUGUAGACAUUAGGCAACGUGGCUACCGUGGUUUGGUAAAUGAUGACAACUACUUAGCCAUCAAGAACAUUCAUGGUCAGUACCUUCUCAAUGGGAAUUAUGUGGUAUCUACUGUUGGGCAACACAUCAUUGUAAAUGGCACUACACUGCGCUACAGUGGAACAUCCACAGCUGUGGAGAAGCUGCAGGCACUGAGACCUCUCCAGGAGCCCCUGACAGUGGAGGUGCUGUCUGUGGGGAAAAUGACACCUCCCCGUGUUCGCUAUUCAUACUACCUGACCAAGGUCAAAGAGGGGAAGAUUCUGAAGAAGGAGGAGAAGAAGCAUGUACAGAACAGCAUUCUGGUAGACACCAACAAGGUGCAACUAAAAAAGCUAGCCUAUCAGAAACCUUCCAGUAAAUGGGUUGCCAGUGACUGGGAAGAGUGUUCUGUAAGCUGUGGCAAUGGCUUUCAGAAAAGACUUGUCCAGUGCCUGGACUCAAAUGGGAAAGCAACUGCAUAUUGUGACAGCACCCAAAGGCCUAGUUCUCAGAAGGUUUGUGGUGACCCUUGCCCUAUGUGGAGUAUCGGUGAGUGGUCUGCUUGCUCAAAAAGCUGUGGGAAAGGUUUCAAAAGAAGGCCUGUACGCUGUAUCACACAAACUGGGCUACUCCUACCCAGAGACCACUGCUCAAGCAAGAGGAAGCCCCAAGAACUGGAUUUCUGCACUGUUCAAACCUGCUAGAGACUUGUUAAGACUUGCUAGAACUCCUUUAAGCAUUGCAGACAUGGUCUAUAGAACUGUUCUUUUCAGUCUAACAAAACAUCUUGAAUUACGUUUGCUGUCACUUGUGUCUCUCAUGGUACCUCACAUGUGUACCAUGAUUCAACAGGAGACAGUGACCGGUGAGACUGCAGACACACAUGAUUGGAAAGGCUGAGGUACAAACGUUAUCAUUUCUGUGAUGAUUUGAAGUCACAUGUAACCUACCUCGAAAAGACACUGACCAUAGUACAAGAUCAUUUGUUUUAUGAUCAUAACAUUCAUCUUUAUGUUGCAAAAAUUGACAUAUACAAAAUAAAUAGGGUUAUAAAUAGGGUUCGAGAUUACAGUGAAAGAAUCUGAUUUUCCUUAGGUGCAUGGGUUAAAUGUGAAGCAUUGCUCGUGCACUACAAAAUAUUAUAAUAUUGGUUUCAUUUGUUGAUUCUGUCUUUGUACUGCAAAAUAUCCUCACUUCAUGCUUUAUAGUAUAACUACAUUCACAAUUAAACAGACACACAAGUAAAACCACACAGGCAAAAACUGUUUGUGACAAAAUAUUUGUCAUUUCCUAUUUUAAACAUUUGUAUAUGUGAAUCACAUUUAAUUGUAGGCAUUUGUAAUUGUUGAAUACAGUAUUUCCCAUCAGUGUGAUUCUUUUACCCUAUCAGUACACUCUAGCUGCAAAUAUGAUGACUUUGUUCCCAUCAACAUGUUCCUCCAUGUUCCUUCAAAGUAACUGAACCCACUUGUGUAUACUGGUUUCAUUCUCUGCUGUAUUUGAGGAGAUCUUUUCUGUCUAGUUAGACAAGACUUAAAUAUCUAUUGCUGUUUAUGAUUUUAUUUAGGAAGGGUUAGGAAACUUUUUUCUUUCUAAAAACUCAUUCUGAGGAUUGGUUCUGUAUGUUGUAUCUUUUGACGUAGUACGAAGCACUUAUAUUUUGUUACCAGUUUCCUUUGUAUACUGUGUAUACAUUAUUGUAACUGUGCAUAAAUAAACAUUUAUGCAUGAUUUUAAAUUACAUACUUAAAUUUUUUGAAACAAAGCAUAUAAAAUAUAAAAGGUUUGAUAUUAGUUUCCAAGCAACAGUAGUGAGUAGUGGGUGAGAUAAUUUUGCCAAGCUGCAGUCAUUAAGCUCCAUGAUAGAGUUGGAAAUUACUAGUGCUUCCACUGCACACUGUAAUUCUGCUGAUACAACUGUUCUGUGUCUCCUAGAAAAACAGCCAUAGCCUUCCAUAUGCCUAAUAAUCCUUUUCUAUUGUCAAGGAGGAUGAGACCUACUCCCACAUUUCAUAUGUCUAACUGCACAUGAAGCUAGUUACAAUGUUUUAUACAUGCUUAGUUUGCAAGCUUAUGCUUUUUAAAAGCUAUAUUUUCAAAUAUCAGUUUAAUAUCAGAAGGAAUCUUUUAUAACAAGAUAAAGCAAUUUUAUAUCUGGCAAGAAAUACUAUAUGGAGUUAAAAGAGUGAUGCACAACUUGUGUUGCCAAUAUUUAUUAGUUUAAGCUCAUAUGGAAACAGAUGUUCUAUGAUAAAGUCUAUCUUUGUGUAAGAGAAGUAAGGCAUAGUGAGCUGUUAUAGGAAAAUAAUGAUGGGGUAGUGUGAUGUGGCUUAGUGCAAAGAGUUACUGUUACCACCCGAAAGUUGAUUAUUUACCAAUAACAGCAUGUGUUGAAAUGUUUUAUUCCUCUUAUACCACAGUAAUUUGCCAAUGUUAACAAUUGUUUUUAUUUAAGAACGACACAUCAUAAGUUUGAUCAGUUUAUACUCUAUAUGGCCAAAGGUAUGUGGACACAUGAUCAUCACACCCAUAUAUGGGUCUUCCCUAAACUGUUGACACAAAGUUAGAAGAACCCUUAUUUGUGUAUAGGAUGUCUUUGUAUGCUGUAGCAUUAUAAUUUCCCUUCAUGGGAACUAAGAGACCCAAACCUGUUCCAGCAUGACAAUACCCUUUGCACAAAGCGAGCUCCAUGAAGACAUGGUUUGCCAAGGUUAGAGUGGGAAAACUCGAGUGUCCUGCACAGAGCCCCUCAACCCCACUGUACACCUUUGGGAUGAACUAGAACACCAGCUGCACCCCAGGCCUCCUCACCCAACAUCAGUGCCUGACCUCACUAAUGCUCUUGUGG
Pangasianodon hypophthalmus (striped catfish) is the source of this 5624-nucleotide messenger RNA. RefSeq names its product A disintegrin and metalloproteinase with thrombospondin motifs 15 (gene adamts15b). Gene Ontology annotation, biological process: extracellular matrix organization; proteolysis. Bases 688 to 3480 code for a protein of 930 amino acids. Gene Ontology annotation, molecular function: metalloendopeptidase activity. NCBI's taxonomy places the organism in Eukaryota, Metazoa, Chordata, Actinopteri, Siluriformes, Pangasiidae. The transcript is spliced from 8 exons. The record is from RefSeq and is a predicted model, not a curated record. Gene Ontology annotation, cellular component: extracellular matrix.